AUGCAAAUUGGACGCGAAAAUGACAUAUUUAUCGGUUCAAUGGACACGAUUCCUGCUUCUCUUAGUGGCACAGACGACGAAGGUGAAAAUGCACCGACACUGAAAGAAUAUUUUAAACCCGACGGCUUACUGCGUGUGGGACGAAGUCGAUGCGGCUUCCCUGAUAAAAACGACCACUUGGUUCAGCUCUUAGUCUGCAAGAAUCAAAAAACGAGAGAAACACUCGACAUUUCAGAGAAUUACUACAUAGCAGUGACAAUUGCUCGGGAUGAUGGCCAACUCAGUGAUCCAGUCGACUGCGACUACAUGCGUAUCAAAACUGAAACCAAAAAUGGCUUGAAACUUUCCAUGGCGGGUGUGGCCGGGUUUCUCUUCCGUUUUUAUGAACCAAACACCAAGUACUUAGUCACUUUCGCUCUGAAAACCGGUCCAACGACGAAGAAGAGUAAAAAGAAACGUAAAAAACAACAAAGCUUGUGGAAAACGGUGAGCGAACUUACAAUCAAACUGGAAACGGGGUCGAGACAGUGUAACUCACGGAAGCAUAGAAAGGCUCUGGCAACAAGAAUUGUGACCCCACAGUCUGAGUUGGAACCUGCCUCGCUUACUGAAGAAGGUAUGGAGCUUUUUAGGCGAUCUAUGUGGGUGAUGAAAGAGUUACAAUCGCUUCGUGACAAUGCGAGGUGGAGUGAUUUCAACGAUCGCGCAAAUGAACUUUUGCUGUCAUAUUCAGAUACGGACACAAUUGUUGCCAUUAAAUUGGAGCAGAGUGUGGCGGCCUGUUACAAGAACGAUUUGGAACCCGCCUUACAGCUAAUCGACGAGUCCUUCAGUCUCAUGUCGGGAGCCACUAACGUCCAAGUUUUAGCUGGAAGGGGCUACGGCUACCGCGCUGGUGUCAAGAGACGUCAGCGGCGCCUUGGCGAAGCUCAACAGGACGUUCAGUUGGCAGAGCAAAAUAUUCGCGCGUGUCACACGAGCCUUGAUGCGAGCUUCAUUGUUUACGAGAGAGCGAGCGUGUUGCUAGAUUUCAUCGGCCGCCUGUCUCAACGGAGCCCCAAACAAGUAGAAGAGGCUUUACGUAAUUUGGAAAAGUGUAUCGAUGUGUGUUUGAGCGUUGAAAAGGAAGAUGAGGAAUUGUAUGUGAAGAAACAUCACUUUGCUUUCAUAAAAAUUGCAAUGCUUUUGCUCGAUUGCCGCACAGAGGCCGCACGUGAACGUGUUCUGAGCGAAGAGUUCAUCGCAAAAGGCGAGAAGGGUCUAAAGACGCUGGAAACCAAAUACUGGUCGCAGAUCGCAGAAGGAGUCAAAGUUCAGUUCUACCUGGCAAGUUCAGACUUAGAAUACCGAAAGGGAAACUAUCAAAACGCUGAAAAUUUUGCCAGUUUAGCGAAGGACAGAGCGGUACAUCUGGGUUUCAACACGGAAAUUUCUCACGCACAAGAUCGACUCGAUCACAUACGUGUCGUCACGCGUGGAGCUCAUAAUGCCAGGCCUUCGUACGUGGCCAGUGGCGCAAGUGCUAGUGAGGGAGAGUAUGGCGAUAUCAGCUCAGACAUUAGCCUAUCGGGUUCUGAGUCGGAUUGGCAAAAGAUUUUGAAGCCUACUGAUUAGUGACCGGUCACACAAUGCUCGUUUACCUGCCAUUACUAAAUAAACCGUCGUCAACCAAAACGAUGGGGGAGAUCAGUAUUGGAACUCACAUCUUCCAAUCUCUUGGGUGAAUAGCCAUCAUGUGCGUAGUAUUUGACUCUAGUAAAAAAAAAAAUCAAUCAUGACUGUAGAGCGAACAAUCAAACAAACAUUAGUGACUUAGCAAUGCUGAAUCAAUAAUUACGAUAAGUUGUACUUGCUUGAUUGAAAUCAAUGUCUUCGAUUACAAUCAAUAAUUUUCCAUACAAGGAGCCUGUGAUUAAUUGAUAAAACAGAAGCCGCGGAUAAGUUUUGAUAAUCGAGGUCUUUUUAGGGAACAGUUAUAAAUUACUGUUCUGUUUUCGCGCAUUAAUAAAGGCCAAAAGUUUUGGGACUUUUCCAGUGAGAUUGGUAACUAAAGACCUCCCCCUCCCAGCCCAAACAAUGUUGAAUUGACCACAAUGGAAGUAAAUGAGUCCUUUUUGGGCGCAUCAUUGCUGAGAGGAGUAGGGAGGGCGGGAGCCUGAAGGGACGAAUCAAAGCCAUAUGCCAUAGAUAUUCCUAUCGAUUAUUUUGGCUAAUCAGUUGACAGCUGUUGAGUAGAGUAUUCGAUCGAACUAGCCUGAAUCAAUGUCGAUGGCGUUCUUACUGAACGAAUAAAUAAUGAGUAAGACAUUGGUCAAAGGGACGCGACAUUUUUAGUAUUCACAACUGAUCAUGAAACAGGGUUUAAAAUAACAAUAAACAAACAAAUAACAUACUGUAAAAAUUCAGUCAGAGGUAACUUCUAAGACAUUCUAGGUAUAUAUAUAGGUCUUGACAAGUCAUGUAUCAAAUAUGACCCUUAGGCCCGUUUCAAACGUUGCGUUACUGCCGUGCAUGUCGAGUGCGUGGCUGGCUCGAAUGUCACUCAUAACCAUUCAGUCGAAUAAAACAGAUUUUGUCAAAAACAAAUCGACUUUAAGUACGAUGUUCUGCUACUGCCGUGCUUAAGACGAAUCCGUUAAUUCGGUCUAAUGACCUCUCGAGUUCGGUCAGAAGAGAAACCAAUACUGGGCGGAUGGAAGGCGCCUUCCAUUUGCUUGAAACGAAUCUGAAAAAAAAUGCAAAUGAGCGAGAAAAAUAGAUUUUCCAUCAUUACAUUAGCAUGAAAUUCAGCACAUGUGAUGGCAGCGAAAACGUUACCUAAAACAUAGUUUGCCGCUGAUUCAAACCUCAUUCUCGCUUAAAUUGUCAAAUGUUGGUGAAUUUUCCUAGAGUAGAAUUCGUAAGUAUCGUAUCCUGAAGCUCAGAAAAAGAAAAUAGAAAUCUUCGGACGGUCUCGUGUUUACGUUCUCCAUAAAACAUAAAAGCAGAAGUCGAAAGACCCAUUCACACCAAAGCUUAAACAGGGUUUAUAGGCCCGUUUGCAAGUAUCGCGUAUCAAACGUUAAAAAAUUAAAUAUAAAUAUUUAGUAGUUUAUUUAAGGGAUCACAAAAAGAUGUACUUAUACUCCAGCCAUCUAAUAGCCUUUGGACUGAAAUUUCGCGACAGAUGAUGGUCUGGAUGUGGUCCUUUUUCAUUUUGACUUCGCGAGCGUGCGGGGAAUCCCCGAACAGUGACGUCAUUUAAGGGUUAAAGUCUCUGCCAAAAACAUAAACAGUGCUCUGCCUAAGACUAACAUAUGUUAGCGCCAGCAAGUUCGUAUGCUAUUGGAAACGAGUCGGGGCUUCUAAGUCGUCUAAAACAAAUUAUUGUCUUUCAACUGAAAGAAGGAAACGAAAACAAGCGAAAUAGAAGGUUUGUAUAGGUGUUUGAAACGGACAGACUAACUAUUGCGUAGUAAGAAAUGUCUCUUCGACAAGGUGGACGGAGGGCUUUGGUUUGUGAGUCCCUCUCAAAAAGUAAAAUAAGAGGACAUGUAGUGGAAGUUUUACUGCCCAAAUGCAAGAAGAAAAAUGACAAAGAACUCUUACUGCUGAAACAUCGACAAGGACGUAUUAUAGUCAAAGCCCAGACUGUUUGUUUACAAUUGGGAGAUCAUAACAAUUUUCAUGUUAAUGUCGUUGACCUCGCAAUGCCCGAUGAUAUUUCCGACCUGCUCACGAAAGUAUCCGACGACGACGAAUUGGUUAUUCGUGUCUUACCGAGAAAUGGUGAACCUGAAGAAUUUAUCUUGAAAGGAGAUGCAAGCGUUACUUUUCCAUCGAUUAACAUUUGUGCCGACUUUUUCAGGAUUAUUCCACCGUCGGAUGAAAAUCCUUCCAUAGACUCUUCCUUAGGGAUUACAGUUGAUUCUCAAAUCCACACCAGCGAUGCUCAGAUCGGAGACUGGAAUAAAGCUGUUAUUAACUCCCGAGAGGGGUUUUGCGAUGUGUUUGACAGUACUCGGCCAAUCCUUCGUGUACUCUGGCCGCCUCCGAAGUUUGUUUCAGUUUCUCUUAAUACAAACGAUUUUCCAAACUUCGAGAGAGAUCAUUGGGUAGUGCUUGAAAUUUGCAAGAAUCGCUUUGAUGGCCGAGCUUUUGAAUACUGCUUUGAGGAUAAAAUAAAGAGGCAACAGGGAAUAAUCUUUUGUAAAAGCUCAUGUGGCUUAUCCUUGGCCGGAUCGAAGAAAAUGAAAGGUUUCUACGAUGUUGACGUGACGGUAACAGAAAGAAGUCAAAAUGAGAAAAUCGACGUCAAAGAAGGAGUGAUGUUCAAACGCGAUACUAGUUUCGAAAAUCUUCGAGGUUUAGUUGGGUUUUGGUUCCGUUUCCACACCGCCAAUAAAAGAUACAUCAUUACUUUUUCAUUGUGGGAGAAAGAAUCUAGAAGUCAGCAAAGUGGGAUCCUUCUGGAUGAGGUACAUCUAGAUAUUGCUGUCGAAACAAGCAAACGAGAGCGUCCACGGCCAUCAAGAGACAGAAAACGGUUAUACCCCAACAGGGAGGUCCGUGAAGGGGAAUCAGUUUCGGAUGAAAUUCACAGUAAACCUACGUCACUUCCGGAGGGAGGUAAUGAAGCAAUUCAAGGAAGCGAACAGUUUUCACCGAAAGAUAACGGAAAUCAACCAUGCUUGUCCAUUUCGGACGAAACAAUAUUUUCCGGAGAGAAGCUUCCGAGAUGUAAUCACGUAACGGCUGUAAAACAUAAACAAACAUCACCUAAAAGGAAACGACACAGAAAACCUUCAUGGCCCGCCAAGGAGAUCCCUGAAGAGACAUCACUUCCGGGUGAAAUUCAUAGUAAGCCCUCGUCACUUCCGGAGGGGGGUAACGAACUCGAAGCUGUCGAAGCAAGCGAACAGUUUUCACCGAACAAAAACGAAAAGCAACCGUGUCUGCCCGUUUCGGAAGAAACGAAAUCAGUUUCCGGGGAGGAGCUUCAGGGAAAUAAUCACAUGACGACUGCAAAACACAAACAAAAACGUGCACCACCUAAAAGGAAAAGUCAACGAAGUCAUUUACUUAAAAGGGAUUAUUGCAAUGGUGAAGCGCGGUUAUUAGGUCAGGCUUCCCAAUUUAUGUCAAAAGAAAUACCACUUCCGGCGGAAGUUGACGGUUCGGUCUAUGAGCAGAGCCUGAGAAUUAUGGAAGUUUUGGGAGAUUUACGCGAUAACGGAAAAUGGAAAGAAUUCGAUUGCGAAGCUGAUCAGUUGCUUACGAAUUUUUUUGACUGCAAUAGCCUUCUGAUUACUGUCAUUCUUGAACAAGGAAAGGCUGCUUGCUUUCGAAACGACCAAACGUCUGCGGAGGAUUUUAUUAAGAAAGCAUCGUUGAAAAUUCGGCAUGAAUCUUGUAGCUUGGUAUCCCUGUGGAAAGGUCGGGCGAAUACCUAUCUGGCGGAGAUUUACGGAAGAGAUAAGCUGGCAUUUGGUAAAGCACAGCGAUGCAUCACGUCUGCGAAGAAGUAUCUAAAGAACACAUCCUACCUUUUAGACCGUGUCUGCCUUGCUUGCGAAGAGGGCAGCCUGCUUCUCCAACAGUCUCACUUAUCAUCCAUGGCGGAAGAAUCCAGGCGUUGCUUUGAGAGCUCUAUCGAGUUAUGCAACCUUGGCUUAGAAGAAAGCCCCAACAACCGUCUGCUUCUAAGAACGCACGACCUGGCAGUGACGAAGAAAGCUAUGCUUCUUCUGCAUUUUUCCAAAGAUUACGGACCGGGCGGAAACUUAGUGAAUGAAAAAACACUUCUUGAGGCAAGGCAAUGUCUCGAGAGUCUAAAACUCGCCUCCGUUACGGAAAUGACAAAGACCGCACAAGUUCAAUAUCAUUUU
Molecule: messenger RNA, 5867 nt
Organism: Porites evermanni
Lineage: Eukaryota; Metazoa; Cnidaria; Anthozoa; Scleractinia; Poritidae
Source: the annotation of a GenBank genome assembly